CAGCUGUUUUCACAUAAAACAUAAAGCAAGUCAUUACCAAAUUUCUAAACAUUCUAAACAAAUUUCUAAGCUGUUUCAGUUUUGAUUUUACCAAAAAUGUCACAGUCAGAAGCCAGUGGUGUAAAGUAAUUGAAUAUUUAAGUACUGAGUUGAAAUACUUGUACGUUACUUUUUAGCAGUUUUUUUAUGCUAUUUCUGCCCACCACAUAUUAAGACAUAUUACUCCGCAGUUGUAGUUAGUAGUUACUUUUCAGAUUAAGGUUCCUUAAUGCAAAACACAUCCCCACAUAAAAUAUAUUUGCAGUAGGCACCUAUUAUUAGGUGCAGUCCUGAAUUGAUUUGCUGAUUGACAGAAAAUUGACUGCUGAUGAUAUUAUUGUUUUGUAUAUGCGCUGCUCUCCCUUGCAACCAAUUGAAUUGUGUUUAAUAGUAGUGAGGUUUGGACAACGAAUUUCCAAAAGGUGUAAAUCUCUGCUUAAGUUACACAAACCAAUCAAUGAACUGAUUGAUUGCAGACAUAAUCAGGCAAUUCAUCCAUAUGUCUCCAGUAUUACAUUGUUAAAAAUGAGCUCCACCUCAACCAACAUCAACAGUAAAGUUCUUCUUUGACAUAAUGUACAUAUAUUAAUCUGAUGAUAUAAUAGGCACAGCUCGUACUAUACUAUUGAUCAUGUGUAGUACAUUUGACACAUUACACUCGAGCAGUGUGUUUUACUAAACUAAAAGAUCUGAAUAUGUUUAGCUUCAUCCCGAGUCGCUCUUGUGGUCUGUAAGACAGCGCUGAGGGCACAACGUGCUCCACUCCACAUGCGUCUUCCCCGUUGAUCCGGUGCGGUUUGUUGCGGACGUUCAACUUCUCCACUUGCGUUUACCGCGUUGACGCAGCACGGCCAGCGUUCCCACGGGACAAGACUCAGUUUCGACUUGGUGAGAAGCAUACUUUGCUUCCAACAAUGUCAAGUAGCUCAACUGUCCACUUGUCGCUGCCGCAGUGGGACGUCGGCGGCUUCCGGAGGAUCCGCUUUGUUUACUUGGAGAAUCCAACCUCGUUCAGGCUGACGGAGUGUCCGCACCAGGGCCCCGUGAUUCCUCUGUACUUAGGAGCCGAUGUCUUCUCCAGCACUGACGUCCGUACAGAGAACCAUCCCAGGUACCACGCCAAGUUUGCCAAGAAAGGACUGGCCACAAAAAUAACAUUUUCCUCAGGUAAAAUGGCACCACUAAAGACAUACCCGUGUGCCUUGCACACAGCCAUUCACACCGAACACUGUUGUCUUCCAUCCUGGUUUGUUGUAGCACUCAGGUUUCACGGGUUGAAGGUACCUUCUGCAAACAACAGUCUCUGGUUCUACAGCAUUCAAGGACUUUUCCGAGUAGCCUUUGAAAUGUACAGUAAGCAAGAGCAGCUGGCUGUGCUCGAGAACUUCCAGGAGGUUUGGAAAUCGCAGAUAAAUGACAGCCCUCUGAAAAUGAGUUACAGCCUCAGGAUGCAGCUCGACUUCGCAGCACCCAGCAGCAUGUGUGAUACAGACUUAAGAAAUGACAUGUCACAGCUGCAGCAUUGCCAGGUUGGCAUGGCAUUGGUGGACGUACGCGUCAGUGACAAGAGCGACGCGUCUGCAGAUCACGAUUACUGUUCUUUUCCGAGGAAGAGCUUGCAAACUGAGCAAAGCAAACUGGUUUUAUCCACAGUGAAGCAAAAAUUACACAGCUUGGAUGAGAAACUCUCUUCAGAUACUCAAAGCCACACAGAACAGCUGGGAACCAUCUUGCUGCUUUUGGAGAACAUUAAUCAGUACAUGAAUGGGAGUCUAGAAGAAAAGGAUGUGACGGAAACUGUGUUAGCUCUGCUACAGGCCAAAGACUGGGGCUCUGCAUAUUCAAGUUCCCUCCUGAGUUGUAUAGGACGAUGGCUGGGCCAGCAGUUUCACGCAGCCAACAGUAGCAUUAGUCAAAAAGUGGAGGGCUUUAAAGUUCAGCAUAUUGAGCGAAUAAGUGACUUGCCACCUGCUGAGCAACUAGCCACAGAACUAUUCCCAGAAGCCAUGCAAACACUGCUGCUUCACUGGAUGGGGUUAAGUGAGGAGUCCACCGUGGAGAAGAGACACAGUGAAUACCCGAUCCUGCUCCUCAUCCUCGAGUUCGCCAACCACAACCUCAUCACUGGUGUGGCUCAUGUGCUCUACUCAAGUCUUAUAUGUAAAUAAAUCUUAUUUCCAUGUAGGGAUCAACGGAAAGACCAGGGGUGAGGUCGAAUUUGUUUAGGAAGUUUCCUAAAUCUUGACGUGACCCAGAAGUAUUUGAUCAGCAGCCAUGAUAAGAUAUGUUCGGAUUCUCUAAAUGCAAGGAGCUUCGAUGCUUCCUUUCUUAUCUUUAGUGCAGGGUACACUGGAGCUUACUUUGUAAAAGUAAGGAGAAGUAGACGCCACACAAUUCAUUGCGGCAGCGAUAUUUAACAUGAUGCGCCAUGCACAGACGUAAACGAUUCAAAAAGAAGAAGAAGUAGAAGUGUAUGAAUAUGACGCAGAAGAGUCAUCAUGUCAGUAACUGUUACAUAUGAAUCAUUUACAUCUGAUGUCACACGGUGGCAAAACACUGAAACAUGCUGAUGGAGCCUCUGCGUUUUUUGUAGUUGGAUUGUCUAAGUAGCGCUGUCGGCUUUUCCUAAGUCCUAUCAAUUCUCCUUUACACCUUUCCUUGACCUCAUGACAUUUUCCACUGAGGUCAAGGAAUAGUAGAUAGGAAGGACAAUUCGACCUCACCCCAGCACUGCAACUCAAAAACGUCCAUUAUAAUGAAAGUAUUUUUUGGAUGGGAAAUUUACAGAGCACUCUUUUCUGCAGCACAUGACAUUCCAUUUUGGUUUGGUAACAACUUGGGCCGCCUGACUAAUUAUUUAUCUACUUUCAGUGUAAACCUAUUUUGAUGUUUCCUUCUAUUGUUUUACAAAUGUACAAUGCCAUGAAUAACACUAUUUUGCCUUCAUUUGCAACAGUUAACGAAACACAAUUAAAACACCAAGCAACUAAAUCAGCAUAUUACAUAAACAUGAUAACCAUACAUGUGCAGUACGUCCAUAUAUGACGGUCAGGCCACAUACCACAGGAAAGACCAAGACCAACAGUCAUCUAGCAAGCAGCCGAAGAAGAGCAAAAAUUGUUUGUCAAACAGCGACGUACGUAAAUGAUGUCUUGCCUUUGAUGUUUUGUCUUGUACCAUAAAUCCACUUCUGCUAGCUAGCACAAAGGCUCCUCGUCAUUUUGAGCUGAUAUGAGUUGGACCUAUCAAAUUCCUAACGGUGGAUUCGCACAGAUGAGCUUCAUCUGCAAUAUUACAUAGGGAUUAUUCACUCAAAAACAAAAGGUGAACUUAAAAUCUUUCAUUUAUGUUGUGUUCCAGCUUCAUUUACUCUGACACAGUAACACCCAUAUUGAAUUUACACCUCUGAUGAGAUCUCACAAAUGUUACCAAGAUUAAAGAAUAAAGCCCUUGCA
This is a messenger RNA of Scophthalmus maximus (turbot), 3494 nucleotides long. RefSeq lists its product as uncharacterized. The transcript is spliced from 3 exons. Bases 954 to 2207 code for a protein of 417 amino acids. The record is from RefSeq and is a predicted model, not a curated record. Lineage: Eukaryota; Metazoa; Chordata; Actinopteri; Pleuronectiformes; Scophthalmidae.